AUGCCUGUGGCCCUGACCUCGCGCAACCUAACCACCGGUGACACCCUGAUGCCACCAAGCUACAUCACUAGCCCCUCCGGCGACUUCGCCUUCGGUUUCCGCGCCCUUGACUCCGACACAUCCAGCUUCCUCCUAGCAAUAUGGUUUCACUUUGAUGGUACAGUCGUUUGGUUCGCCACAGACGCGGGCUCAGGCUCCGCUGUGGUUGCCGCAGGGCAGUCUGUUCUUAGCCUCACCGCCGCCGGCCAACUCUCGCUGUCUGACCCCGACGGCAACACUGCAUUAUGGAACCCUAUCCAAAUCUAUGGCUCCCUUCUCGUGCUGCGAGACAACGGCAACCUCCAAUUCAUUGGUGCCGGUGGUAGCCCUGUUGUCUGGGAAAGCUUUCAAUACCCCACAGAUACUCUACUCCCAGGCCAGUCUAUGCGCCCUGGAACAAAUCUUCGGUCCAGGAGAGCAGACAUGGGCUUUUCCCUCGGCCAUUUCAGCUUCAAUGUGCAGAGAGAUGGAAACAUAGUCAUGUACAUGACGGGCCUACCAGGAGACUCCAGCCCCGUUAACGCCUACUGGAACACCGGUACUUCACGUGCUCAAGACGGGAACACGACCCUCUUCUUCGACGUCGAGCCUGCAGGACACCUCUACUACAUACUCACGGAUGCCAGUAAGCACAACUUGACAACCCCCCAGUUCUUGCAUUCCACCACUAGCAGUUUCUACCAACAUGCCAGGCUCGAACCAGACGGCAUCUUUCGUGUCUACAUCAUCCCCAAAAGCACCACCAUUGGCAACGCCACAUGGGCUAUCGUGGAUCAGUUACCAACUGAUGGCUGCAAAACAAUAACCACUGGAUUGCAUGGUAUGUGCGGACCGAAUUCAUACUGCAUAUAUCGUACUAACAAGCAGCGCAUCGACUGCGAGUGCCCAAUUGGUUAUGUCUUCGUGGACCCGCAGUUUAGGUACAAGGGCUGCAUUCCAGCAUUUCCUCCGGACAGUUGUGACGGGAAGAACCAUUCUGCUGAGUUCAAGCUCAUGGAGUUGCCCAACACAAACUGGGUAAACUCAGUAUUCUACAAGAGGCACACAUUAACAACAGAGGAGCAGUGUCGCAACUUGUGCCUGAAUAGCUGCUUUUGUGCAGCCGCAUUGUUCGAUGGAAAAAACUGCUCGGAGAUCGGGAUGCUCCUAACUGGGUGGCAAACAAAUGACACAACUACAAGGACACUGGUGAAGGUGCGAACAAGAGGACCCCCUCUUCAGAUACUACCUUAUGUAGUCAUUGCUGUCUUAGCCAUGCUAUUUUUGGCCACUGCUUGCAUCCUCUUGGGGUAUUGCUAUAUUACCAAGAAAGCAAGAAAGAAUUUGCUAAGUGCAAGAGUUUUCACUCGCAAGGAGCUCUGUCGAGCAACCAAUGGCUUCGACAAGUUGUUGGGCCAAGGGGGCUUUGGCAAAGUUUACCAUGGCUUUGUUAAAUCUCUACAACCACCUGAUGUUGCAGUGAAGCAACUUAGCAGCAUAGAUGAGUACAGAGAAAAGGAAUUCGAGAAUGAGGUGCAGUCAAUUGGUCGCAUCCACCAUAAGAACCUGGUUCGAAUGGUUGGAUACUGUAAGGAAGGGGUGCACCGAAUGCUCGUGUUCGAGUUCAUGCCGGGAGGCUCGCUUGGUGAGUUCCUCUUCAAGUCCGAGAGGCCGUCUUGGAGCUGGCGUGCUGAGGCUGCAGUAGCCAUUGCGAGGGGGCUGGAAUACCUACACUACGGGUGCACCUCCCAAAUCAUCCACUGCGACAUCAAACCUGACAACAUACUAUUGGAUAGCAAGUAUGCCCCGAAGAUAACGGACUUUGGGAUUGCCAGGCUCCUCGGCGACAACAAGGUGAAGCAAACAAUCACUCAUGUUCGAGGUACGUUAGGCUAUCUUGCACCGGAGUGGUUCAACAAUGAGAGGCAGGUGGACAGCAAGGUGGACGUGUUCAGCUUCGGCAUUGUGCUUCUAGAGAUGAUCUGCUGCAAGAAGCACCCGGACCAGGAUGGGCCACGACGUGACGACGACCACUCGGACCUAGGCAUGGCUGUGACACUAAGAGCCUGGGUAGCGGACCUGAUUAGAGAAGACAACAUUGAGCGUAUUGUGCAGGGAGACAGCGACGCCCUACAGGACCUGCAGAGGGUGGAGAGGUUCGCGCGCGUCGCGAUUUGGUGCGUGCAGGUGGAUCCGUCGACGAGGCCAACGAUGCGGAACGUGGUGUGGAUGCUGGAGGGUGCCAUGGAUGUUGACCCUCUACCUGACCCUCCAAGGACUCUCGACUUCUCUGCGACGACCCUCUCCGCUAGCAGCGGCAGUGGAAGUGGAACCCAUGAUCACUCCAGUAGUAUGACUGAGUGA
Molecule: messenger RNA, 2382 nt
Organism: Phragmites australis (common reed)
Lineage: Eukaryota; Viridiplantae; Streptophyta; Magnoliopsida; Poales; Poaceae
Product: G-type lectin S-receptor-like serine/threonine-protein kinase LECRK2
Exons: 1
Coding region: 1-2382 (793 amino acids)
Biological process (GO): protein phosphorylation
Molecular function (GO): ATP binding; protein serine/threonine kinase activity
Source: RefSeq, a predicted model, not a curated record